Messenger RNA from Triticum turgidum subsp. durum (durum wheat), 1164 nucleotides. NCBI's taxonomy places the organism in Eukaryota, Viridiplantae, Streptophyta, Magnoliopsida, Poales, Poaceae. The record is from the annotation of a GenBank genome assembly.
AUGGCGACGGGAUCCAUGGAGGCGGCCCUCACGAGCGAUCCGACGAUCAAGCUCCCCGACGACCUCCUGGUCGAGAUCAUCUCGCGCGUGCCCUACAAGUCCACCUGCUGCUGCAAGUGCGUCUCCACGCGCUGGCGGGACCUCAUCUCCCACCCCGACCACCGCGAGAAGCUUCCCGGGUCGACCCUCGCCGGUUUCUUCUACAAAACCUGCGGCAUAGGCCGCAAUCCACGGUUUCCUCAUGUUUACCAAAGCGUCUCGGGUAACUGGUGCCCUCUUGACGCCUCACUCUCGUUCCUACCUGAAUGCGAGGAGCUCGACAUCUUGGAUUGCUGUAGCGGCCUCCUCCUCUGCCGACGCCGGACUGCCCCCAAGGCGUGGGAUGACCCUGGGACAUUGGAGUACGUGGUGUGCAAUCCUGCUACUGAGAGAUGGGUAUCCGUGCCCGCCACCGAGUAUUCCUGGUUUUUGAACGAUGCUCGCCUGGGAUUCGACCCGGCCGUCUCCUCCCACUUCCAUGUGUUCGAGUUGGUAACUGCCGUGGCUUUGAAUCUGAAUAAUAAGUAUGAUUAUCGCAUCGAAGAGGUGGGGAUCUACUCUUCCAAAGCGGGAGGUUGGACACAUCAAAUUGUUUGGGACGAUCCAACUGAGAUACUCUGCUUAUCAGGUGGCGCAUUUUUCGACGGAGUGUUGUAUUUACGUUCUGAUAGUAACACAGUUGCAGCCAUCGACGUGCAGGGUAAUUAUAGGAUCAUUCCUGUUCCUACUUCACCUGAUGCUCGUGGUGUUCCUAAUGUUUAUGUAUCACGAGGACAAUUGUAUCUCACAGAUCAUGGUUCUUCUGAACUGUCAAUCUGGGUUCUUGAAGAUUCUAUUAGUGAAAAUUGUUGGACAUUGAAGCUCAAAGUCAGUUACUUGCAACUGUUUGGAGUAGAGUAUUCAAGCGCCAGGGAACAUUACGGUGUUAUCUCAGCCCACCCAGAAGACAAUGUGAUAUUCAUAAUUGUAGAAUCUGCAUCAGGGAUCUUUUGGCAGAUGAAAUUAUUUUCAUACGAAAUGGAUUCUAAAGAGCUGCGUUUUGUAUGUGAUCUUGGACGGAAUUCAAGGUGCCCUUAUCUUUCAUAUGUUCCUUUGUUCUCGGAGUCAUUGACGGAUGGGCACUGA